AUGACAGAUAAUCCAAAUUUACAUGUAUUCCCAGAAUUUUAUUGUUCUUAUCUAUUGAGGUCUAUUCCAAAACGACUUUCGUAUUACAUUGGAUCAACUCCCAAUCCAGUCAGAAGAUUAAGGCAACACAAUGGUUUACUCACAAAAGGUGGAGCGUACCGGACUAAACGUGAGGGUACGAGGCCUUGGGAACUAGUUGUUUUUGUAUAUGGAUUUCCAAGCAAAAUUGCAGCUUUACAAUUUGAGCACGCAUGGCAGCACUCGUAUAAAACACGAUUUAUAGCAGCAGACAAGCGUGUGGUAAAGAAUAAAACUUCAGGAAGAAGUAUUCAUCAGAAGAUUGCAGUGGUUAAACUACUUCUAAGUCAUCCAUUUUUUGCUGUUAUGAACUUAACUGUUCAAAUAUUUAGUGAGGAGAUUCAUAACAUAUGGAUGCAAGACAAAUUUAAGGUUGGUACUGCUGCUGUCAAUUUCCAAGUUACUCAAAAUGCAUCAACUGAACUCUACGAAGAUAAUGAUGAAGAUAUAGUAGAAUAUGCAAUGCAGAAUCUAAAGCUAAUCGAAGUAUUCUAUGAGGAAGUUAUUCAAAAAUACAAAAAAUAUUUAGACCGAUAUCAAGAACGCUUGACGUAUGGUCAGCUUCCUUGUAAUAUAUGUGGGAAGAAGUUGAAUGCUAUCGAGGAUGAUCAUAAAACACUGGUUUGUUUCUGUAUCAGUGACGUUUGCAACUUUAUAUCAUGUUUAGAGUGCCUGUAUUAUUUGUUUGUGAGCGGAGAAGAAGUAGAAACAGGUAACAAGCCAAUAAUACCCACUAAGGGCCAAUGUCCCACCUGCAGUGUAGAAAUGAGUUGGUCAAAUAUAGUUAAGUAUUCGACAAAAAUAUAUGAAAAAACAUAA
Messenger RNA from Eremothecium cymbalariae DBVPG#7215, 897 nucleotides. It is a transcript of the gene SLX1, whose product is annotated as endonuclease. Lineage: Eukaryota; Fungi; Ascomycota; Saccharomycetes; Saccharomycetales; Saccharomycetaceae. Gene Ontology annotation, molecular function: crossover junction DNA endonuclease activity; 5'-flap endonuclease activity. The coding region runs from base 1 to 897 and encodes 298 amino acids. Gene Ontology annotation, cellular component: Slx1-Slx4 complex. The record is from RefSeq and is a predicted model, not a curated record. Gene Ontology annotation, biological process: double-strand break repair via homologous recombination. The transcript has a single exon.